AUGGCAGGGGCUGCUCUCAAGAGGCUUAUGGCUGAGUAUAAACGUAAGUCGGCCCGAAAAGUUCGAAAUUUCGUACUGAUUCUUAUUUGUAACAGUUCGUAAUUUUUCCCACCUAGGUUCAAAAAAUAUAAUUUUGCUAGAAAACUUAAAAAUUUGUGUAGUUUAGAAACUGAUCAUCUGAAUGUUUAGUCGUAAAUGUAGACAAUGACGUAGGUUAUUUAUUUCUGAGCUCGGGAACUGUUUAAAUACUGCUCACGUGAAAUGAAUAGGUCUGAAAUUAGAAAAUGAUAUGUCAAAACAGUUAAAAUGUGUGUAACUACAGAAUAAGAUUUCAAUCCGUCACAUCAUUGCAUCUUGUUAUAUUCGAAAAGCGCUUCAUUACCGGUAGUCAGAGUUAGCGUUGAAUAAUAGCCAAUCGAUAUUUUAAACUCUCAUUGGGUCCAUCCCAAGGAAACGAAAAAUGGCAGCAAAUUAAUACUCUUGAAUGAACUAAUAACAGUUGAACUAAUAACAAUUGAAGACUUUAAUUAAAUUGUGUUUCAAUUCAACAGAGCUAACCCUGAACUCUCCAGAAGGUAUUCUUGCAGGUGUGUUGUCUGCUAAGUUUCUUUUAGUUGAUAACAGUUAUUUGGGUGUUAAAUAUAUUUGAUGAUACAUGUAUGUUGAUUUUUUUUGUGGAAUCUCAAAUUAAUUUGUAUGCUUGGUUAAAGGAGGGGAGAAAAAUUUCUAGAGAACUUUAAACUAAAAUGAUAAUUUUUCUAAAAUUGGUUUUCUCUUUUGCUUAUUCCAAGUGAAAAUCAAUAUAUAAAUAAAACUAAUUGCUAAAUAAUUCAAUUAAACAAUGGUUUUUUGUUUGUUUAAAGGACCACUAUCUGAGGAAAACUUUUUUGAAUGGGAGGCUUUGAUAACGUAAGUGAGAAAAUUUUUGUUAUUGUUAUGUGUUAUUGUGAUAGCAUGAUAAACACUGGAUAAUGGGGUGAUAGUUGGUUCACUGUUUAGUUUUUGGGUUGGAUAAUUUUCAUUGUGUCUCUUCUUGUCUAGAGGAGUAUGAAUGGAAACCUCUCAAUUGUCAGGGAAACCUCAAAAUAUUCAGUUCUGAACUACAUGUAGCAUCCCCUCUACAGAAAGAAAUAAUUACUAUCCAUAGUCACUGUUGUCAAGGAACUGUGAAACUCUGUAUCGGUCAAUUGGACUGAAUUUCUUGUUUCCCCAUCUUUUCAUGUAUUGAAUAAAGUGAAGGAAAGGAAUUGAAAGAAGCACCACACAAGUGGUGUUCUCCUCUGCUGCCCUCAAGGUUAAAUUAGAGUUUUGGAUUGUUAGUGUUUGUGGAGGAAAGUAAAUAAGAGAACCUUGAAAACCUUCUAGGCAAGGAUGAGAACCAAAAAUAAACUCAACCUACAUGUGAUGGCAGGUCCUUGAACCUCCUGUGGAGGGAAUGCUGGCCACUACGGAGUGAGGCAAGCAGGCUAACCACAGUGUCAUAUUUGCCCCAACUGUUAUAAGUUUACAGGAGUCUGAGUCAAUCUUUGUUUCUUUAUAGAGGCCCAGAAGGAACUCCAUUUGAAGGAGGUGUUUUUACCACAAGACUUGUGUUCCCUCCUGAUUAUCCUUUGAGUCCUCCAAAAAUGAAGUUCACAUGUGAAAUGUUCCAUCCUAAUGGUAAGUAAUAUUAAAGUACUGUUGUAUGACCUUAAAAAUGGGACUGAACAAGCUUUGCAAAGUCCUUUUACAAUGGGAAAUUCAUUUUUUAGAUGCCCUCAGAUCUACAAUCAUGAAAUCAAAACCUAUUAAGACAAUUUGUUCACAGACACACUGUAUACGAAAUGGAUAAAGGGGGUAAGUUUCAUAAGAAACUAUACUGCUGGUCAAUGGGGUAGUAUAACAAGAUUAUUCAGUUUCAUCAACUGUGUUGAUAAUGUAAACUGGCCCCUGUAUCUACUGUAUCAUGUGAUAUAACAGAGCACCCCUCUUCCCCAUCCUUUGUCAAUGUUGCUGUACCUUGGUUACCUAUUAAGUAUGUUUUCUAUGGAAAACUAAAUGCACCCUGAUCAAGUGUUAAAAGGUAAUACAUGCAGAUAUUUUGUGGGUUGGGUAGAAUUUUCAACUGCUUCACAGGGGCAAAGGAAAAUUUGUACAAUGAGCAAAUUAUUCUCAUGUAUCAUACGUUUAUCUGUGGAGUAUGAGAUUUAUCAUGAUUCCACUUAUUAUUCAUUAUAUUUGCUUUUGGUUUUUAAUCACAAAAUUCAUCUUGCUGAAUUAUCUGAGAGUUGUAUCUCUUACUUGAGGGGAGUGCAGAAGAAGUUAUCAGAACGAACUAAAUCAUCUCAGUGUCCUUCUACAUAUAUGUACAUUGUAUCUCCUGAUAAUUGGAGGCCUUACAAGGCUCCACAGUCAGAGGUAGUGUUGUGUUCCUUGAAUGAAGAUGGUGUCUCAUAGGACAUGUUACCUCACAGUGUGCUUAUUUAUAAUUUUGGUGCACCACUGAAUUACACUGAAUCAAUUUGUAUGAUUGUGCAAAUGGUUCAAUUACAGAAUGUUUUUUUUAUUUCUGCUGUGCUUUUUUUAAGUUUAUCCUGAUGGACGAGUGUGUAUUUCCAUUCUACAUGCCCCUGGUGAUGAUCCCAUGGGGUAUGAGAGUAGUGCUGAAAGAUGGAGUCCUGUUCAGUCUGUAGAGAAAAUACUUCUGUCUGUUGUUAGUAUGCUGGCAGGUUAGUUAAAUUGUGAAUUUUUUCUGUCUAAAAAAUGAGAGUCCCAUUUUGAAUAUAGUCUCACAUGCAAUGGAGAGUAUCUCAUCUAGCUUUACAUUGAAUAUGGAAAGUAAUUUCAAUAUUUGAACUUGAACACUUAGUACCCUGUAAGUUCUAAUUCUGUGAAGAAAUUGUGUGGGAUCCUUUACAUUAUUAAGUGUUAUUUGUCUCUAAUCUCUCUUCUGCCUACCUAACUGUACUGGUAAGUUUGGACAGAUCAUUGAGGACAAUAAUUAUUGUCCAUCUAAGAAGUACCAACAAACCACAUUUUUACCUUUGAGUUAUUAUUUGUUUUAAGUUCUUUCCCUCAUUAUUGUUUGUCACAGAACCAAAUGAUGAAAGUGGGGCAAAUGUAGAUGCUUCGGUGAGUAUUAUUAUGAUUGGGUCAUUAUUUUAUUCCAGUGUGAAGGAGAUAUAAAAUGUUUGCUGUGGUUGUUUUCUCUUCUUUAUUCUGUAUGGUUUUUUAUUCUUGAUACUUUGAGGAACCCUCUUCAAGUCCAUAAUAGUUUUACAAGAUGUAAAUGUUGUGGUUCAAACUUAUUACGUUUGAAUAUUUUCUUCCGAGGUAAAAACAAUCUGAACCUCUGCGCGAGUUCUUUUUCUUUUCAGGUUUUAGACCUUAAUUCAUGUUUCCUUUUUUCCUCUUAGAAAAUGUGGAGAGAAAAUCGAGAAAAAUUCAAUGAAAUAUCAAGACAGAUUGUAAAGAAAUCUCUAGGUCUUCAAUAAGCAUGUGAAAAUGCUUAAUAUUCUUUAUUAGUGGUUGUUGCAUUGUAUAAAAAGUGAAUGCAAAAAGAAGUGUGAAACCAUUAAUGAGUUUAGGAUGAAAUUAAAAACAAAUGGGGCACAGGAACACAGACUGGUAGUGAGGACACAUACAAGAUCAUUUCCUUAAUUUUUUGUAGUUUAAUAACUAUAUAAAAAUUUAACAAUAUAAAGUUCUCCUAUUUAAAUAACAGAGCAUUUCUAUUAAACUUCUGUACCACUAUGAUGUCACUCCACUACAUGGCAGGCUUAUGUCUUCAUAAAGCCAAAAUCAGGAAAGUUAUUCUUCAAAUACUGUUCAGAAAAUAGGAAUAUUUACCAAGAGUAAUGGCAAUUAUUGUACUUUAGAAUUGAAUAUACUGAUGGAAAGCCAACUGAUAAUUGCCUUGAACUCUCUUGCACAAUGGCUUAAUUAUAUAUGUGUAAUUAAGACUGAUGAUUUUAGCAGAAGUUAAUAGUACUUGCUAAAAGUUAAAUACAAACUAAUUUUUAUGACAAAUUUAUGCUCUAUUUUUAAAAUUUAACCUAGCUGUAUACAAUCAUGGUGUUGAUGAGGUAAUGCUGUCUAUUCCAAUCAAUUUAACCGUUUUAAUUAAAAUUAAGCUGCACAUACCAUAGUGUACAAAGGUUUCUUUCCUUUGUUAGCACACUGUUUAAGGAGAAUGUUUUGACAUACAAAGUGGUGAAGAAACUUGUCAAAGAGAGUUGCAAAAUUUUUCUCCCACUGCUAACAAUUUCUUUGUAAACUACAGUGUAAAAACCAAAAUGGAAUCUAAUGAGGUUUAAAUAGUGCAAGAGGCAGAGGUAAAAAAGAGCAAAUAAAUAUCAGAGGAGUAGGAGUAGUUUUACUGUAUGUUUUGCCUGCAAGCACACCCCCAUUAUUAGGGUUGCAAGAUGCGUGUUUCUCUGCCUCACAGACCUCUCCCCCCUGCUAGGGUUGUUCCAGGCUUCAUACUUUCCUGCAGAUGAAGAAACACUUGUGCCAAAGUCCUAAUAAUGAGGGCCUAUGCAGAGGCUACUGUAUAUUACUCACAACUAGCUGUGCAGAUAUAAAAAUAAAAUAUUUUAAUCACCUAUUAUUCCAAUGUUAAACCAAUUUGCUUAUUUACACGUAGGGCUACAGAACAUGUAAAAUUUACAAUGGUGUUAUGCUGCAUGCCAGGGCUAGCCGCAUUGAAUAAUCCAAACUUUGAUUUGUUUACAUCCACUAGGUUUGACUAAUGAACUUUUAAGCAAUGCAGAUUUUAAGUUUCCUCAAGGACUCCUACAUGGUUUCAUUUGUGUUUUUAUAAAUUUUAUGCACACUUUCUACAAUCAAUAUGGUUCUCAGAUAAAGCCAAAAGAUAUAUGCUGCAAACUAGAUGCCAAAGUACUUAAAAAAUGAAUUCAUGGUGGAAUAAUGAAUCUCUUAUUUGAUGGUUUAGCAUAUAACAUGAGUGGAUAAAUUGCUUGUUACUCCCAUUUUUCCAAGCCCCAGUGCAGCUUGGAAAUAUACUACGCAACUGUUAAAAUAUCUGCCCUUCUAAUAUGUUAACCCAUCAGAUAAGGUGUGUAUCUUUAGCUAGUGAGGGAAAAUAUUGGUAAUAAAAGGAAAUGAAGUUUUUUACUACUAGGGAGAUAAUUGAUGAAACUUAUUUUGUGUAAAGCAUUCAUUUUAAUAAUUGGGGUUCAAAGACUUGUAUAAUGAUGGUGAAACUGUGAGAAAUUCACUUCUGGCAAUGGAACUUUUUUCAAACACUUAUGUCAGCAACAUCAGUGGUCUUGAGUUAUGAGAUAUUCCCAUAUGCAAGUGGAUAUAACCAACCAAAGUCAGGAAAUCUCCCUUAUGCUGGAUUUAUACGGGUGUUGAAACAAGAAAGGGAACAACUUUUGAUGGUGUUUAACUAUUAAAAGUUUUCCUGAAAAUGAUCAUUGCUGGUGUAAAGAAAACAGAUAUCCUCCAGUCACCAUGCUUUUGAUGACCCCAAUAGACCUCUUUAGCAUGUACUUGAAUUUUUUGUUUUCCCAUUUCAGGUCUCAAAGGAAUUCCCAGCUUUAUCUUUUGUAAAGUAUGUGUACUUAUGCUCAUGAAAUAGAAAAAAUUUUAAGGAAACAGUUCUCUAGAGUAUUAUCACAUGACCUGGAAUAGAUAAACAAAUCAUACAUUGUACAAGCUAAAGAGGUCUACUCCUUGCAUUUCAAAAUGAC
Pocillopora meandrina is the source of this 5696-nucleotide messenger RNA. The record is from the annotation of a GenBank genome assembly. Lineage: Eukaryota; Metazoa; Cnidaria; Anthozoa; Scleractinia; Pocilloporidae.